AACAAGUUUGAAGUUUUAAGAUUAUUUAUUAUAAUUUAGUUGGUUUUUUUAUUGCUACCUAAAGAUCAGUGAUAUUAUUUAAGUUUUAAUCGCUCCUUUAUUUUCCACAAAUAUUGAUACAGGAAAAUAUCUCAUUGAUCAGCAACCUGCAGUGAAGAGAAACAUACCUAUUAAUAAUAUUGUUUUAUUAAUUUGGUUUUUUAAAAACUGCAAUUAUUUGUGGGCCAUUAAUUACAUUACGAAAGAUGCAGUUGUCUUUAGAUCCAAGACGAGCAGAUCGCGAGCGUCACUACAAACCACCACCACCUACCUCAGCACCAGCUGAAGAUCUUACUACAGAUUAUAUGAACAUACUUGGUAUGGUAUUCUCAAUGUGUGGACUGAUGAUGCGGUUAAAGUGGUGUGCUUGGGCAGCCGUGUUUUGUUCCAGCGUAAGUUUUGCCAAUUCCCGGAUUACUGAUGAUACUAAACAGAUCAUCAGCUCGUUUAUGUUAUCCGUAUCUGCAGUUGUUAUGUCUUAUUUACAAAAUCCAGCUCCUAUGUCACCUCCGUGGGCCUCACUUAUAUCAUAGACCAAUUAUGGUUAUAGCUUUUAAGAUAAUAACUUAUUUGUAUUCUUUAAAUAAAGAGUUUUUAGUCCAAUUCAACUUUAUUAAAAUGUUUAGUGUGGCAGGUCAUUAAAAAUCUAAAAGUUA
This is a messenger RNA of Pieris napi, 695 nucleotides long. Its product is annotated as protein Asterix. The coding region runs from base 246 to 572 and encodes 108 amino acids. The record is from RefSeq and is a predicted model, not a curated record. Gene Ontology annotation, molecular function: protein folding chaperone. Lineage: Eukaryota; Metazoa; Arthropoda; Insecta; Lepidoptera; Pieridae. Gene Ontology annotation, biological process: protein insertion into ER membrane. Gene Ontology annotation, cellular component: endoplasmic reticulum membrane. The transcript is spliced from 4 exons.